AUGCCAGCGCCGUCAACUCCACCACCUCGGGCACGGCCACCUCCUCCAAGUACCAGAUCGAAUGCACCAUGUGCGCCGCCUGCGACAACCCGUGCGGCCAAGUCCCCUCCCCCGCCGCCGGCCGCCACCUCCAACUACCCACCUCCGGCCUCCCCGCCCCCGUCCCAGCCCAGUUACACGUACUCGUCGCCACCGCCCCCGCCGUACAAGGGGGGAGGCGGCUCGUACUACCCCCCGCCGAGCGGCGGCGCGUUCUACCCCCCACCGAGCUACGGGAACUACCCAGUACCGCCACCCCCGAACCCCAUCGUGCCCUACUUCCCCUUUUACUAUUACAACCCUCCACCGGCCGCCGGGGCCUCCAAUGCUAUCAAGCUAAGAGCUUGCGUUGCGAUUUACGCAGUAUUGGUAACUCUGCUCUUAGUUUGA
This is a messenger RNA of Eucalyptus grandis, 429 nucleotides long. Its product is annotated as leucine-rich repeat extensin-like protein 6. The coding region runs from base 1 to 429 and encodes 142 amino acids. The transcript has a single exon. The record is from RefSeq and is a predicted model, not a curated record. NCBI's taxonomy places the organism in Eukaryota, Viridiplantae, Streptophyta, Magnoliopsida, Myrtales, Myrtaceae.